This is a messenger RNA of Musca domestica (house fly), 1206 nucleotides long. RefSeq names its product alpha-tocopherol transfer protein. Gene Ontology annotation, molecular function: phosphatidylinositol bisphosphate binding. NCBI's taxonomy places the organism in Eukaryota, Metazoa, Arthropoda, Insecta, Diptera, Muscidae. The transcript is spliced from 6 exons. Gene Ontology annotation, cellular component: membrane. The record is from RefSeq and is a predicted model, not a curated record. The coding region runs from base 262 to 1083 and encodes 273 amino acids.
ACGUACAAAGACUUGCAAAUAAACGGAAAAUCCUUCGCAUCAAAUAACAAUAACAAUAAAGAAAAACACCAAAAUAAACAAAUGGCUAAAUAAGCUAGUUUUCUUUUAAACGCUGCUUCUUAGUUGUAGAUAUCGCCAGCCUUAAAUUUAGUGGAGUUUAAGUUAAUAUUCUUCUUUACAAAUAUUCCUGAGUGCAAAUAGCAAAAUUCUUGUUAAAUAUACUCCCGAAACAGGAAGUGAACAUUUAAAACAAGACCUACAAUGCAAGCCAAAGGCGACGAAGAGCAAGAGCAAACCAUUGAUUUUUUGCAAAAAUGGUUUGAAGACAAUCCAAAAUUGCCAAAUAAAAUUGAUCGAAUACUAUUGACCCGAUUUUACUAUUGCAUGUACAAAAACGUUGAAGAGACCAAAAAUCUAUUAGAGAUAAAUUAUACCAUACGUAAUGAUUAUCCACAUAUCUUUAUUGAUCGCGAUCCCACUGACGAAGAUACGGCCAAUACAUUUGCCUAUGCGGAUAUGGUGCCACUACCAGGCCUAACACCGGAAAACUAUCGUAUGACCUUUUUACGCCUUUGUGAUCCCGAUCCUAAAAUGAUGCACCACACCGAAGAUACCAAGGCAUUUCUAAUGAUCACCGAUUGUCGUUUCGCCAUGCCCGAUAUUGUGGAUGGUGAUAUGCCAUUACUGUCCGAGGGAGAAGUACAAAUAUUCGAUAUGAAUGGCUAUACAAUGAAACAUGUUACCCGUUUGUCAAUUAGAACUUUGCGAACUUAUUUGAAGUUUUUACAGCAGGCAUUUCCGGUGCGCAUCAAGGCCAUGCACAUGAUCAACUGCCCUUCAUAUUUGGAUAAAAUGUUAAGGGUGGUUAAACCAUUUAUAAACAAGGAAGUUUUUGAUCUGAUACAUUUUCACACAACCGGUCUAGAGACAUUAUACGAUCAUGUGCCCAAGGAUAUGUUGCCCAACGAGUAUGGUGGCAACGCUGGAAGUUUAAGCGAUUUAAAGGAGCAGUUUAACAAAACUUUAUUGGAAAAGAGAGACUACCUCAUGGACCCAAACCAAUGGCGAAUAGAUAAUAUCUAGAUGUUAUGUAUUAUUUAAAAAGUAUUUUGUACUACUUGUUUCUGUAUUAAUUGUUAAUUGUUUUAUAAAUGUUGUUAAAUAUUUCUUUUAUACAAGUUUGUGUAGAAUAAAAUAAGUGUUCAA